AUGGUCAGUGGCACGCCGUGGCACGUAAUGACUGAGUGGGUGCGCACGUACGGCUCUGUCGUCCGCUUCAAUUUCUUCAACCUGAACUACAUCGUGGUGGCCGACCCCGACUUGGUGCGGCAUGUGUUUGCCACCAACCUCAAGAACUACCGCAAGGACCGCAGCUCCUACUCGCCUUUCCUCCCAUUGCUCGGCACCGGCGCGGACCUCAACUGUUGGCACGGCCGACAUACCCUCCGCAGUUUAAUUGGGGCGGCUUUCCGAGUGGAAAUCUUGGCUGAGGCGGCGACCAUUGCCCUGGAGGCCACGCAACGACUUGUGGAGAAACUGGAAGGACUCGUCGCCAAAAACGGUGGACAAGCCGUCGUCGUCGAAAUGGGUGAAGAGUUCAGGCUACUUACGCUUCAGGUGAUCGGUCAGGCCGUACUGUCCAUGUCGCCGGAAGAGUCGGACCGCGUGUUCCCGCAGCUCUAUCUGCCCAUCGUCGAGGAGGCCAACGCCCGCACGUGGUACCCCUGGCGGGCGCUCUUCCCCACCGAGAGUUGGCGCGCCUACUACCGCUGCAUCAAUGAGCUGAACGCCUUCGUCACCGACGUCAUUCGGAGGCGCGCGCAUGCUUUCGAUGAGGGCAGGGACCCCUGUGAAGGACGCAACGUCGACGUGCUGGAUCGCAUUUUGCUCGGUGUGCAGCAGGCAGCUGACGCCGACGACGCAUCCGCGGGCGAAUCCCCCUUCACGGACGAGGUGAUUAGACAACUUCGCGACGAGAUCAAAACCUUCCUCUUUGCUGGCCAUGAAACUUCGAGCAUGAUGUUGACCUGGACUCUGUACGAGCUUACACAAAACGACCGCUGCAUGGAGCGUGUCCUCGGAGAAGCCAAUACUGUGUUCGUGCCCGAGGUGGAGUCGGCAGGCCCGGAUUAUGCUGCCUUCAAGGAUCUGAGCUACUCGGCGAACGCCCUCAAGGAAGCCCUUCGCAAGUACGCCAUCGUCCCUGUGGUCACAAGACAGGCGGUGGAGGACGACGUCAUCGGGAGGUAUCAGAUCCCUGCGGGCACGAGAGUGAUCGUGCCGAUCAUCGCCAUCCACCAGAAUGCAGAGCUCUGGCCACAGCCCACCGCUUUCCGCCCGGAGCGGUUUGAGACCUCCCCGCCCCACGCUUAUGCUUGGCUAGGGUUCAUCAACGGGCCUAGGGCGUGUCUUGGCCAACAUUUCGCCCUCCUCGAGUCCAAGAUCGUGCUGAGCCGCCUGGUGCAAAAGUUCCGGUUCGAGGCCUGCGCCAAGACCUCGGGUGAUAAGCACCCCUACAAGAUUCCCAUCUGCCCUAUUGAUGGCAUUCACGUCCUUGUCACGCCAAGGGCUACGCAGUAG
Messenger RNA from Acanthamoeba castellanii str. Neff, 1371 nucleotides. Its product is annotated as cytochrome P450, putative. The record is from RefSeq and is a predicted model, not a curated record. Gene Ontology annotation, molecular function: heme binding; monooxygenase activity; iron ion binding. The transcript has 11 exons. The coding region runs from base 1 to 1371 and encodes 456 amino acids. NCBI's taxonomy places the organism in Eukaryota, Discosea, Longamoebia, Acanthamoebidae.